Messenger RNA from Salvelinus namaycush (lake trout), 2857 nucleotides. RefSeq names its product neural cell adhesion molecule 1-like. Gene Ontology annotation, molecular function: protein binding. Gene Ontology annotation, biological process: cell adhesion. Gene Ontology annotation, cellular component: membrane; neuron projection. The transcript is spliced from 16 exons. The coding region runs from base 82 to 2199 and encodes 705 amino acids. Lineage: Eukaryota; Metazoa; Chordata; Actinopteri; Salmoniformes; Salmonidae. The record is from RefSeq and is a predicted model, not a curated record.
UUUCACGCGCAAUUGCAUGCAGCAGGUGUCAAGGACUACAUCGAUCCAUUCAUUGAGGAUAGUGGCAACGUUGAGGUAGAAAUGGCUGAAUCGAUGCUCAUCUUGAGAAUGUGUUCCAUAAUGCUGGUCCUUGGUUUUUCAGAGGCCAAAAUGGAAAUCAUCACCUCCAAACAAGAUGUGUUGCUGGGUGAGAAUGCCAUGCUCCUCUGCAAAGCUGGUGGGGAAGGAGACAUCACCUGGCAGAUAGAUGGAGAGGAUGUUGAAGGUGACCAGGUUGAGAAAGUGGAUGAGACAUCGUCAAAACUGUUCAUCAGGGAUGCCAAGUUGGAGGAUGCAGGACUGUACACAUGCUUAUGUGAAUUUGACACCGGUGACAGAGAUCAUACAUUUCAGACCAUCUUUGUCUACGAGCGGCCAUCCUUCGGGGAAACACUGGCCUACCAUGAGUUCCUGGAGGGUCAAGAUGUGGUCAUCACCUGCAUGGUCACUGGCAAGCCGGAGGUGGAAGUCAACUGGGAGAGGGACCAUGAGAAACUGCAAUCUGAAGCAGGUCGGAUCACAAGACUAAAAGACAACUCUCUACAGAUCAACAACAUCAACAGGAAGGAUCACGGAACAUAUACCUGUGAGGCUAAAAUCAAGGACCGGCCCAUUUUUGAAAAGCUUGACAUCUCCAUCUCCAUCAACGUUCCCCCCACAGCGAAAAUCCAUGAGGAGGUGAAGAAAGUCACGGCUGGACCAGAGACCAAUGUCUCCCUCAGCUGCCUGGUCGAGGGAGUCCCCCAACCGAACAUCAUCUGGACAGUCCCAGAAUCUUCAGAUGAGUCCCGCUACAAGUACAACUCAGACAAGAGCGAGCUGAUUAUCUCGUCCGUUGUCAGGAGCGACUACGGAGAGUACAUCUGCACGGCCAAGAAUAAAAUCUCAGAGAGCAGUGCCAUGAUCAUGCUGGAUGUCUCAGAGCAUCCUGUAGCAGUGCUGAGCCAGAAGAAGAUGGAGCUGGAGCCAGGCCAGACUCUCUCAGUGUCCUGUAAUGUCUCAGGACACCCUAUGCCCGCGCUGCAGUGGGUCAGGAAGACCAACAAUGACCACCUGCUAACAGUGGACACUGGUGGAGGUCGAGUGAGAAUGGAGGAUGGCUAUGUCCUGGUAGUUGACAAUGUGACGCCCUCAGAUGGAGGGCUGUACAGCUGCAUGGCUAUCAGUCCUGCUGGCAACGCCUCCACAGACUUCAGCCUGCAGACCUGGCCAGGUAAAGCAUCCCAGGUAAGUGGCACCCCAGGGCCCACAUCGGUCCACUUCACCCUGGGUGCUUCCCUAGUGGAUGGGGGCUCUCCCAUCACCCACUUCACCCUCCAGUGGAAGACAGGACGUGAGAACAAUUGGCAGGAGAGAGUCAUCCAGUCCACAGACCCCCUGGUUAUCACAGAUCUGAAUCCCUACACCACCUACUCUGUCCGGUUUGCCCCACAGAACCACCUGGGUCAGGGAGGCUUCUCCGAAGAGCUCACCGUCCGCACACAGGGCAUACGAGGGGAACCAGACAGCCCAGUCCUGGUGGCCAGCGUGGGGAAGGUUGAGGGCAAUAUGUUCUCAAUCCCUUUAACACAGUUGGACAACGGAGGCGCCCCCAUUAUCCACUACACUGUCCGCUACAGAGUGAAUAAGGUGGACGAGGACUGGAGGGAGAAGGACCUGCCGUCCAACUCGACAGUGAUCAACCUCCAUGACCUGCAGUAUAAAUCAGACUACCACAUGGAGGUGCGAGCCGUCAACCCCUACGGCUCCUCCAGCCCCGUCAAGCUGAACUUCAGCGUCCCACAGCCUGUAGCCAAGAUGAAUAAGGGUGGGAUGGGGAAAGGGGCUGUGGCAGGCAUUGUCAUAGCCAUCUUCUUGGCACUACUGAUCGCUGUGGACGCCACCUGUUGCUACACCAACCGCUGCGGCAUGCUGAUGUUCCUGGCUGUCAAGCUGUUUGGGCAGAAGGUCCCUGGGAUGAAGACUGUGGAGGAGGGUGACGGCACCUCUAAUGGAGACUUGAAGUUGAAUGGGCUAGGAAUACCGAGGGAUACCAUCCCAAAGCUGCAGACACAAAAUGGGGAAAAGAAUGGGUUGCAGGCGGAGGUCACGUGCGACAAAGCACCCCUCACCAAAUUCGAGAAGACGUCCCCCAAUGGAGAUCCUGCCACAGAGGCCUGAGUUACUGAACAGGAAGUGACAUCCUAGUAUCUGAAGAAUGGAACCUGUAAAUGUCAGUAGAAAGGAGGAAGUAUUGUGAGUUGAGGGGUCUUAGUUAAAUGUUUUUGGAGAGUUCCCAGGACAGUCCAUGUUGAGAAAGGAUAAGGAUUAGGAAAGUUAUCUGUGAACUGUAAUGUCUAACAUUAACAGAUUGUUGUAAUUUCAUCCAGCCCUGUGUAUUCUCAUGUUAAGUGUUACAUUUCCUUGCUUUUAUGUUUCAGUACAUUCAUGUUAUGUUUCAGUACAUUCAUGUUAUAUUUCAGUACAUUCAUGUUAUAUUUCAGUACAUUCAUGUUAUAUUUCAGUACAUUCAUGUUAUAUUUCAGUACAUUCAUGUUAUAUUUCAGUACAUUCAUGUUAUAUUUCAGUACAUUAAGGCUGCUGUAAAUUGUCAGGGAGACCUUUGUAGUUCAUUAAUUGAAUCAUAACUCAUUAUUUAUUAAAGUCUAUAUUCACUUUAAUCUGCAAAACAAUCUGUAAGUGACAUAUCAUUACUUAAUAAGGACAUUUUAUCCUAACAUAUUAACAAUAUACAGCAGGGCUGCCCAACCCUCUUACUGGACAUCUACUGUCCUGUAGGUUUUCAGUCCAACCCUAAUUUAGCAUAUCUUAUUCAGCU